Equus quagga is the source of this 1386-nucleotide messenger RNA. RefSeq names its product ring finger protein 215 (gene RNF215). The transcript is spliced from 9 exons. The coding region runs from base 114 to 1250 and encodes 378 amino acids. Lineage: Eukaryota; Metazoa; Chordata; Mammalia; Perissodactyla; Equidae. Gene Ontology annotation, biological process: ubiquitin-dependent protein catabolic process; Wnt receptor catabolic process; negative regulation of canonical Wnt signaling pathway. The record is from RefSeq and is a predicted model, not a curated record. Gene Ontology annotation, molecular function: frizzled binding; ubiquitin protein ligase activity.
CACGGCCCCGCCCCUCCCGGCGCCCCGCCCCGUCCGGCCGCGGCUAGCUCCCUCGCUCCCCCCGCGCCCAGGACCCCCGACGCCCCUGUUUCGUCUGCUCGCCACGUCCGGCCAUGGGCCCCGCCGCUCGCCCCGCGCUGAGGUCGCCGCCGCCGCCGCCUCCGCCACCGCCGCCGUCGCCGCUGCUGCUGCUCCUGCCCCUGCUGCCGCUCUGGCUGGGCCUGGCGGGGCCCGGGGCCGCGGCGGACGGCAGCGAGCCCGCGGCCAGGGCGGGGCGGGGCGGGGCCCGCGCUGUGCGAGUGGACGUGCGGCUUCCGCGGCAGGACGCUCUGGUGCUGGAGGGCAUCAGGAUCGGCCCCGAGGCCGACCCGGCUACCCCGCUGGGCGGCCGCCUGCUGCUGAUGGACAUCGUGGAUGCUGAGCCGGAGGCGCCUGUAGAAGGCUGGAUUGCAGUGGCAUACGUGGGCAAGGAGGAGGCGGCCCAGAUCCAUCAGGAGAGUCAGGGCAGCGGCCCGCAGGCCUAUCCCAAGGCCCUGGUCCAGCAGAUGCGGAGGGCGCUCUUCCUGGGAGCCUCUGCCCUGCUCCUUCUCAUCUUGAACCACAACGUGGUCCGAGAGCUAGACAUAUCGCAGCUUCUGCUCAGGCCAGUGAUUGUCCUCCAUUAUUCUUCCAAUGUCACCAAGCUGUUGGAGGCACUGCUGCAGAGGACCCAGGUCACGGCUGAGAUCACCAGCGGAGAGUCCCUUUCGGCCAACAUCGAGUGGAAGCUGACCCUGUGGACCACUUGUGGCCUCUCCAAGCAUGGCUACGGAGGAUGGCAGGACCUCGUGUGCCUGGGAGGCAGUCGGGCCCAGGAGCAGAAGCCCCUGCAGCAGCUGUGGAAUGCCAUCCUGCUGGUGGCCAUGCUCCUGUGUACAGGCCUCGUGGUCCAGGCCCAGCGGCAGGCAUCGCGGCAGAGCCAGCGGGAGCCUGGAGGCCAGGUGGAUUCACUCAAGCGCCGUGUGGUGCGGAGACUGGCAUCCCUCAAGACCCGGCGCUGCCGGCUGGGCAGGGCAGCACAGAGUCCCCCGGAGCCUGGCGCUGAGACCUGCGCAGUGUGUCUGGACUACUUCUGCAACAAGCAGUGGCUCCGGGUGCUGCCCUGUAAGCAUGAGUUUCACCGAGACUGCGUGGACCCCUGGCUGAUGCUCCAGCAGACCUGCCCGCUGUGCAAAUUCAAUGUCCUGGGGAAUCGCUACUCAGAUGAUUAGCUGUCCCAGCUGGGUCUCUGCAUGUGGGGAAGGGACCCCCUCCCGCCUGCACCCUGGCUCUUGGCCUGGGCUCCUGGAAGAGGACAGCAAGCCCUGUGGGUGGGAGGAAGGACAGGGGUGCUCCCCUGCUGAGGGG